UCUCUGCGCAUGUAUCGUCACACGGCAUAGUGAAGAUACCACUUACAGAGAACGACGUCACCACCGGCAUCUACAGUUAUCCUUGUUUCUUUCUGCAAGUUUCUUCGACACCACUGCGAUCGGGUUUUCUGAAAUGCAAUUUGAGGUGACGCUUCAGGGCCCCUGUCCCUGGGGGUUCCGGCUGGGAGAUGGAAAGGACAAUGAGACGCCACUUGUGAUAGCUAAGACCACGGCUGGCGGAAAAGCUGCCAAAGCGCAAAUACUUCCAAGUGAUGUCAUAUUAAAAAUAAACGACCAAUCAACGGUGGGUAUGACGGUAGCAGAGGGCCAACAAAUCUUAAAAGAUGCGUCAGAAUUAAAAUUAUUUAUUCAAAGGUGUGACACGGGGGUUCAAAAGACACCACGGCGUGGAGAACAACCAGCACCGACAGUACGAGAGCAUUUUGACCCCAAUGCCCCUGCAGGACCUGGUUCGGCAAAAGUGGUGCAUCUUCAAUACAAUUCGCCAGUUGGUAUCUAUUCGUCUGCAAACAUCGCCGAUGCUUUUAAGGGACAGACGGCGGGGUUAGCUCCAGGGACGACUGGCAUUAUUGGAGGGGAAGGGAACCAAAGACCUGUUGAUAAGCAUUCUGCCGUAUUUCAAGCCGUGCAUGACUCUUCACCAAAUCCGCACCACGGUGCUGCCAGUGAAAGAUACAUCGAGCGAGAUGGCGGCGAGGAAAUGAGGUACCAUGGUUACGCCAAUCCAGGUUUGCAAUCAAGAUCAUUCAAAAUGCUACAACAGAUGGUCAAUGAAGAGGAUUUGUAAAUAUAGACACCCCACGAGGCAUAGCCGAGGAAAUUAUAUCACGUGAUCUGAUUAUAAAAAAAAAUCGAAUGAUUGACACGCUUUUUUACUUUUUUACUUUGCGUCUUCUCUUAUAUUCGGUAUCGGCAUUAACAGUACGCAAAUAAUUCGAACAAUUUCUUUUUAGUGACACCCAGAGCUGGACUUCGUAUUGAACUUGAUAACCAUAUAUGUGGCGGGGUAUCCCAAACUGUAUUAUAUUAAGUUAUAAUUAGGCCAAAUCUUCAGUCGGAUUUUUCUUUAUUUUCAGAAACUUUUAUAGCGCAAUAAAACUUGUCAAACUUAUUAGAAUAACAUAAAAUAAAUUCUUCAAAUGAGAUUUAAUUAAAUACACAAUGAGACAAUGA
Messenger RNA from Saccoglossus kowalevskii, 1194 nucleotides. RefSeq names its product PDZ and LIM domain protein 3-like. Gene Ontology annotation, molecular function: actin binding; muscle alpha-actinin binding. Gene Ontology annotation, biological process: muscle structure development; actin cytoskeleton organization. Gene Ontology annotation, cellular component: stress fiber; adherens junction; Z disc. The record is from RefSeq and is a predicted model, not a curated record. Lineage: Eukaryota; Metazoa; Hemichordata; Enteropneusta; Harrimaniidae.